AUGGAGGAGCCCAGGCUCGCCAAAGCCGCUGACGUGGAGCGAGCACUGGCUAGCCGACCUCCUGACCGCGCCGCGCGGGAAGGUGCACCCGGCGUCCGUGCUCCUGUAGGGCGACUUCCAUGUCCGAAGGUGGCUGGUGGGCAACCUCAAGGAGGGGCAGUGGACGGGGGAGGCCUUCGCGGUGAAGCACUUCAUCGGCGCCGACGCCGUGGGCACCGAGGCCGCGCUGCUCACCUCCGUGGUGCACCCGAACGUGGCGCAGUGCCGCUCAUGACCAAGGACCUGGCCAGCCACGUCAAGGAGGUGAACAACGCCAAGCGGUCGGUGACCUUCCCGCUCGCCGUCGUCGUCGACGUGAUGCUGCAGAUCGCGCGUGGCAUGGAGUACCUGCACUCGAGGAAGAUCUACCAUGGCGACCUGAACCAGUCCAACGUGCUCGUCAGGACGCGGCACAGCGACGCACCCCUCCACAUCAAGGUCGCCGGGUUCGGGCAGUCCACAGCGACCGUGGCCGCCGCCAACCCCAGGCCUAGCCCUAGGGCGUCAGUGAAAGCAGCAAACGCCAUCAACGCCGUCGUCGCCGCCUCCAACCCUUGCAUCUAG
Molecule: messenger RNA, 603 nt
Organism: Miscanthus lutarioriparius
Lineage: Eukaryota; Viridiplantae; Streptophyta; Magnoliopsida; Poales; Poaceae
Source: the annotation of a GenBank genome assembly